Aureobasidium subglaciale EXF-2481 is the source of this 1599-nucleotide messenger RNA. RefSeq lists its product as uncharacterized. NCBI's taxonomy places the organism in Eukaryota, Fungi, Ascomycota, Dothideomycetes, Dothideales, Saccotheciaceae. Gene Ontology annotation, molecular function: NAD binding; magnesium ion binding; oxidoreductase activity, acting on the CH-OH group of donors, NAD or NADP as acceptor. Bases 262 to 1257 code for a protein of 331 amino acids. The record is from RefSeq and is a predicted model, not a curated record. The transcript has 4 exons.
CGACCGACGACCACUCUUCAGCGAAGUCGUGAGGGCAUUUGGAAGUAUCGUAGUGAAAAUAUCUCAUCAUUGUGAAGCUCAGCGGAAGGCGUAUCAUCAUGACCGGACCAUCAAACUUCCUAGCUCGGCUCACCCGCACAUUCGUUCCUCCGCCUUGCACAUAUAACCCCGCCAUACCCCUCCAUAGCCGGCAACACUAUCUUCACUUCCUCUCUUCUCCCUUGUUAUAUCCUGAUUCCCCUCACACACUGUGACCCGAAAAUGUCAAGCCCUCAAACCUUCAAGAUCGCUUCUAUCCCAGGUGAUGGCAUCGGUACAGAAAUCACAGAAGCAGCAAUCCAAGUCCUGGAUAAACUCGCUUCUGUAGAUGGAAGCUUUGGACUUGAAUACACACACUUUGAUUGGAGUAGCAAGGCUUAUCUGGAGAGAGGAUGGUAUAUGCCUCCCGAUGGCAUGGAACAAUUGCAGAAGCAUGAUGCCAUUUACUUUGGCGCCGUGGGUUGGCCAGAUGUACCCGACCACAUCUCCCUCUGGAGUCUAAUCCUCCCCAUCAGAAAAACAAUGAACCAAUACGUAAACGUCCGACCCACCCGUAUCCUGCCUGGCACGCAAUCUCCCCUCUCAUCCUGCCAAUCCAAUCCUGGAACCUUGGACUGGAUAAUCAUCCGCGAGAACAGCGAAGGCGAAUACGCAGGUCAAGGAGGCACGACUCACGAGAACAGCCCCCACACAAUCGCCACCGAACUCGCCAUCUUCAGCCGUGUAGGCAUAGAAAGAAUCAUGCGCUUUGCUUUCGAGACUGCAAGAUCCAGAGAGAGAAAGAAGCUUACCAUGGUUACCAAGAGUAACGCCCAGAGACAUGGUAUGGUUCUCUGGGACAAAAUCUUCUAUGAAGUCGCUGCAGAGUAUCCAGAUGUGGAGUGGGAUAAAAUGCUUGUGGAUGCAAUGACAGUGCGUAUGGUGAACAAUCCUGCAAGUAUGGAUACCAUAGUCGCCACAAACUUGCAUGCCGACAUCUUGAGUGAUUUGGCUGCUGCAUUGAGUGGAAGUAUCGGUAUCGCUCCUAGCAGUAAUUUGGACCCGACUAGAAAACAUCCGAGUAUGUUUGAGCCUAUUCAUGGUAGUGCGCCGGAUAUCGCGGGGAAGGGUGUUGCCAAUCCUGUGGGUGCUUUUUGGAGUGCGGCCGAGAUGAUUAGGUGGCUAGGUGAGGGGAGGUUGAAUGCUGGAACAUUUCGUUUCAAAUCGUCAUCGGUAUAAGUUCUCCCAUUCUCCAACAUCCAUCUCCGGGCCCUUUUCCACUUUUGUCUUGAUAUUGUAGCCGGCCCAAGGCUUUUCUCCAAAUUGAUCCAGUGGCCACAGACAAUACAGUGCUUUCCCGGCAAUCAACGAUUUAGACACCGGACCAUAAGUAUUACUAUCCUUGCUCGCACUCGCAUUAUCACCCUCCACCCACACAUGUCCCAACGGAACCCUCCACCUCCUCUUGCCCAUCCCAAAUUCUUUCUCCUCUCCUAUAGCAUCCCACACCAUACCUGCCCCCUUCCCCUCUACCCCCAGCUCUCUACUCCUCCUCUUCCAAUCCAUCUCCACCCAAUCCCC